Messenger RNA from Schistosoma bovis, 8419 nucleotides. Lineage: Eukaryota; Metazoa; Platyhelminthes; Trematoda; Strigeidida; Schistosomatidae. The record is from the annotation of a GenBank genome assembly.
GUAAAUGCAAAACAGCAAUCUAGUUGACGUUAUUUCGUUGAAUAAUCUGGUGCAUAUUAUUAUUCAGAUUUUCACAAUUUUAUGGUUAGUGCUUCUGACUCACUCCUCUAGGGUUGUCAGCGAUUCGAAAAUCGGGAUACAAUGAGUUUUUUAUACUGAAAUUAUCUAAACGAAGGUUAAUAAUCAUAGUUCUUUGAAAAUUUCUACUUAUCGCUGAAACGAUCACCUUAACACGUGGUUACACUACUCAGGUACCAUGAAAUACUCGAGGCUUCUUGAAGCAAAGCAUAUACUUUGUUUAUAUGUGCGUUAAAAAACUACUCGUUUUGUAUCAGGAUGCGUGACCUUACCGUCCAACUAACGUGAAUUCUGUACAGUAGUUUGCUGUUCACGAGACCUAACGUAUCGCUAAAACUUCUUUUGUACAUAAUCGAUUUGUAGACUAUCAACGUUGAAAUGAAGUCAGUGUACUAGGCGAACCAGGCAUACAUUUCAAAACAUGUUCCCGCUUAGUAAAAUGUAAGUCUUCGAAACCGUGGUAGAUCAGAAAAGCAAGGAUUAUUUGCAUUCUCUAGGAAUAGUUAUAUUAUUUUGACUUAGCCAAUUAGUAGAUCAGUUUGAGGGCAUCAGGUAAGUAAUAUGCGGGCACAAAUGUCUGACCAGAACCAUAGAGAUUGCUAAAAAUUAGUGGCUUCAAUAAUUUUGAAGCGUUUGAAAUUUCAUAUUUUACGAUGUAAGCUUCAGUUUUACUUGAUUUCACUGGACGUUAGAUACAUAACUUGGAGUUCGUCUUAGUUCUUUCUUAUGGUAUAGAAAUCGCUAAUAAAUCUAAGACCUUUAAUUAACUUGUUCCAAAUUUUCCCAGAUCGUUGAUGUACGCAACAUUCCUAAACAUUACAUUCUUUCACAUGUUAAAUAAAUUAGUAGUUUCUGAUACUACAAUCUUCUGUGACACCUACUUUCUCGAUUCCUUUUAUCACAUUCGUUCUUUUUACCGGUUACCUCGUGAUAUGUUCAGAAGCUUAUUAACUUAGACUGAUGCAAUAUAUAUGUUUUCUGUUGCUAUAAACUUCGAAACAACAACAGCAGUGGAUUGUCAGUCAAUAUUUAUGUCCUCAAUCGGGAUAUUAAAAUCUGAAGGGUUAUGAAAUAAUGUGCUGGGAAAAUUCAGUCAUUGAAAAGUUCAAAUGCUUUGAUGACUAACCGUAAGGAUUUCUGAAAUGUUUCAGUCAAGCUCAUCGGAAGAAAAAUCUAAGAAGGGAGCACAUUUUUUUAUCUACGAUUAGAUGUUGUAUUGAUUGAUGUAGGAAAAAAGCCCCCAAAUGCCCUGGUACGGCCGAGUGUGGGGAGAGUCCGCUCUCCCUCUCGAAAUGCUCUCACAUGGCCACGCGUAUAUAGCCUCUUCCAGGGAAGUCCUGCUCACUGCCUUCUCGUGGCGGUGUUGUGUACGAGAUUGAGAGGAUAAAAAGCGAACGUCCGGUGCUUUAACCGGGUCGGUGGACAUAGAGAGUCCACCUAGGGGAGUUGGGGAACCCUGAUUCCAAACCAGUGGUGCAUAUGGGCUCCAGUAUUCUGAAGGAACAAAUGGCGUAUAAACCAAUCGUUUGUCACCGGCUACCAUGGGACCGCAUCCCCUUACGUUGCUCCACUGCCUUGUGGAUCAGACCUUCAGGUUUGGGCACCCGGGCAGUAUCACAGCUCUCACAUAAACCGAAUGAUUCAUGUGGCGCAUAUGUAUUUGGUGCCUCCUUGUACCAAUAUCUGUGUUAAAAUAAAUAAAUAACGAUUAGAUACCAGCGAUCCCAUUACAGUGGUUCGCUUAUACUAAGUUAUUUCGGUGGGUUUUCAAAAAUGAUUUUUGAGUGCGCGACAAUAAUAAUUUCACCGUAUCCGUUUGAAUCUUCAAAAUCUAACUGGGGUUUAUGUAAUGACUCGAAGAAACAACAAAGGUCACGAUGGGCUGAAGACGGUUCGGGUCUCAGAUUAACUUAUUUAUAGUGGUACUCUCAUUGUGGCUAUUAAGAUGAUGGCAGAUAAAAGUUUAGUCCGGAAAUAUAAGGCAUUUGGCUCUUGUCAUCUUGCAUCAUCAGCAGUGUAAUUAAAUACUCUUCCGGGUUUUGGCUUUGGUAUCAGAUUGUAUAAAGACCACUCAUAAUUGAAACAGUUUAAGUCUGCGAUGGAGCACCAAAUACGAGUCUUUAGACUUCUUUUUCUUCUACCUAAUUGCAAAAUGUUACUUUGGGAUUGAUUUGUAUCAUGACUUACUGGUCUGUAUUAGUAAAAUAGUUGGUCUCGUUUACCACUUAAAUUGUCGUCAGCGUUUCACCACUGCUAAUUUAUUAUUGGCUGAUAAAAUCUCAGGAAAUUCAGAAAGUUCAAUUGGCUUUUUCCAACACCGCUCAUGAAGUAGGCAAGACGUCUAUUUUCUGUGACGAUGCAGCAGUUCACUGUAUUAAUGUGGUCGUAAAAAUGGCUCGUGAACUGGAAAACAUGUAUAAGCUGCUGGAGUUUAACCUAGGUAUUUUCGAAGCAUUACCAACUUGUGAAACAAGUGAGUAAGCAUUGUCAGGGCUAGAACUAGGGCACUAGACGAAGAAAAUAAGUUGGUUAAUGCGGUGAUAUAUUUUCACUGAUUGAGGUGUCUGGACGUGUGCUGCGUAUGUCCAACCACUGUCUUCUAUAGUCCGUGUUGGCUGAAGCUAGGGACGGCGAAGCCAAAACAUGACAUCAGUCCACAACGGUAGUGACUGUUCAAUCAGGCCGUAUUGAUAUAUGCGGAAUAUCAGGUUGGAGUCCGCUCUAGAACUGCUAUCAUUUGUUGGAGUCAUCAAUAUAUGGCUCAGGAUUGAUCACUGCCUUUAAUUAAUACGCAUUCUCUUCUCCUGGGUCUUCAUAUUCAAUAUUAUUCCAUGCUUUAUGUUCCUUAGAUCCGUUCCUUCUUUUUGAACCAUAUUAUCUAAUAUUUAGUCUUCCUCACUGACAUUGUGAGCACCAUUACUUCGACUUUCUUGCCACACAUCUUGCUAAUUUAUCCCUUACUGAUAUAAUAUGACAUGGGUCGAUACACAUCUGUGGAAGGGUCCGUGUUUAUUAUGAAUAAUUGGUUUUGAACUAAUGAAACAACUUCGUCUAAAAACUAAUCAAAGCCAUUCUUGUAUAUAAAAUUUUCCAUGGCUUUAGCAUUUAGUGUUAACGUUUGACCUGUAACUAUGAGUCUUCAUCAAACUAAAGAUUUUUGGAGUUACUGAAUUAAUAAACACAUAUCUACAAUUAGUCAGGAACAGUCACAACUUAUUGCAUUAAGGCUGUGCUUGCGUGUUGAUUGAUGAGGAAAGAAGAGGAAAGUUUAGGUCUUCAAACUUUAGAUAUGUCAGACAACAAUAAUAGAUACUGUUACCUGUUGUAGAAACGUUGUUUGUACAAUACACGGUGUAGACAAAGAAAGUAGGUACGCUUUAGCAUGUGUUGCUUUCCGUUGCCCCUUCCUGGAUUCAAGAGUCUUGUCAUUAAGACUGUCGUUUUGUCUUGCAAAGUGCAAUGUUUUCUAUCUUCAUGGUGAUAGGCGCUCAAGAUUCCACAUUCUGACAGUGAAGAAGUCUUCAAAAAAACCACCAAAUUGUUUUGACACUUGCUAUAAAAAGUGGGGAAUUAAAACUUCCUCAUAACAUCCAGUAUGGCUAGUUUCCUAUUGUCUGCUAUAUAUCACCAGCUAUGUUUGUACGUCAUUAUCUUCAGUACCAUUUAAUCUAAUUUCUAGUCCUUUAUUUUUCAGUUGACAACUUGAGUGUCAGUAUCUAGUCACAAGCUGCCAAUCAUAUUCAAUUUUUAUCAUUAUACCUGGUUUUUUUACACGUAGAUCUAGUUAGUUGUUUGUGUUAAAGUGACAGACAGUCCUGUUAUUUUACUUAAUAUUAAUCUAUUCAGAUAAGAAUAAAAUUGGUUGCUUCAUUUGCAGUACGUUACGUCACUCUUGAUAUUGAAUCCAUGAUUGAAGUACUUGUUAUGUACGCCUGAACACCGAUUACCACGACGUGCAAUGCUGACUAGUGUUAAGAAUGGUUGGGAGAAAGUUAGGGGCUGCCAAACCAAAACGUCGCAUCAGAGUUUGAAGUCACUAACUUCUAGUCCUAGCCAUGUUGGUAGAUGCAGACUACUUGGUUGGGGUCCGCGUGACUAUCGUAACCAAUGAUUGGAGACUCUUGAUGGCAUGGCUCAGAAUCGAUCACAGUGGCGUCGGUGUAUACACUCUCUGUCUUCCCUUAAACUAAGAGAUUAAAAUAACUUCAUAUCUUUCUUUCUACGAACUAAUUCUUUCUUCCUGUACUAUAUCCUUAUUGCAAUCUCUCUUUUAUAUAUUACCACCUCUGAAUUAACUACUUUUAUGAAUCCGGUGUCCACCUUAUUGUGUUAAUGAGGUAUGGCAACUUGGACCGAUCCAUAUAUGUGCCUGGUCCUACGUUGUAACUGACUGACUGACUGACUGACUGAUUAAAGUACUAUAUUUACACAAAUUGCUUUAUAUAAUAGACUCAACACGAAAUUGUGAAAAUGGCCACUCUGAGUAGGGAUGUGCAUCCUCCAGUUUGCUUGAUGACUAUCAUAGUUGUCCAAUUAUGACGAGUUUUUCAUUUUUAAGAUCAUUAAUCUCGAAUAUAAUCUUUAGGGGUAUUACUGAUCUCCCUUUGUUGCUACCAUGAUUAUAUAACCGCUUUUGAUGCUCAAAUUAUUGCUUCUUUCGAUGUGUUAUUUGUAGUAAAUUUGAAAACUAUUAUGGAAGAGGAAGAUGAUUGGAGACAGUGUGCUGAAUGGUUAAAUAGAUGUCAAGUUAUCCCGGAUGAUCAUCCGGCUCUGGGGCCAGAUGGUAAUGCGAUUCACUUGGUUCAGGCCUUAAUGGACGGAGUUGCUUUAUGCCAUCUUUUAAGUACAUUAUCAAACCAUGAGUUGGAUAUAAGAUCGAUGAAAGAUUUUAGUCAUAUGCCACAAAAUUCUCAGUUUUUAUGUUUUCAAAAUCUUCGACUAUUUACACAGUUAUGUGAAAAAGAAUUUGAUAUUCCCAGAAAUUUGCUAUUUCAACCUGGUGAUAUUUAUCAUGCUAAGAAUUUUGGGAAAGCGAUUGCAACUUUAUCAAAAUUAUCAUACUCAAGAAGAGCACAGUUAACUGGAAUACCUGGUUUUCCACCAGAAAAUUCAAAGCUACAAUCAACUCAUGAAUAUUAUAAUAAUCUUGAGGAAAUCGCUGCUGCAAUGAAUAAAUUACCUGACUCUGGAAAACCAAAUUAUACUCAAAUGGAAGAGGAAAAUAAAGAAAAACUGUAUGAUACAGUGGUGUAUCAAGGUUCAAAAUCUCGUCUAAAUUUGGACUCUGAACCAACAACAGCACGAGCGUAUUGUAUUCGCGAAAUAGUGGAUACAGAAAAAAAUUACGUAGAUGUGUUGAAAAUGUUAAUUGAGAAGUACAAGCAUCCGCUUAUUGGAGUUCUUUCGCACAACGAAAUUGAAGAGAUUUUCAAGUACAUUGAGGAAUUACAUACUAUUCAUAGAGAGUUUUUAAGUAAUCUGAGUUUGGCAACUAGUGCAACUGUGAAUUUCCUUAGUUUAAGUGAUGUUUUUCUUAAAACUCGAGAUAAUCUUCUCAUAUAUGGAGAAUAUUGUGGUCAUUUACAACAUGCUCAAAACUUAGUUUAUGAAAUUAUGCGAAAUGAUGUAGAAAAACGUAACAAAAUAGAAUUAUGUCAGUCAAAUUCAGAGAAAUACAAUAAAUUCGCUUUGGCUGAAUUGCUUACAAUACCAAUCCAACGCGUUUUGAAAUAUCAUCUUCUGUUAGAGCAUCUAUGUAAACUCACUCCAGCUGAUCACUAUGAUCGUCCUGAUCUAACUGUAGCUCACGAAGCUAUGCGUGAAGUUGCAUUAUCUAUCAACGAUGUUAAACGAGAUCUUGACACGAUUAGCUCGAUUGAUCAAAUUCAAUCCAGUUUACUUGAAAUAAUGCUGCCUCCAGAUAAAAGGUUAUCAAGUUAUGGGCACUUGCAUAUGGAUGGAGAAGUGAAAGUUCUUUCUGAAUCAGAAAGCAAAGCGAAAACUAGAUAUUUAUUUUUAUUCGAUAAAAUAUUGAUUGUAUGCAAACCGAAGGGUGAUAGUUUUACAUUUAUGUUCGCUUAUCAUGUUGUAAAUGGCCAAUUCCAACGAGUUACUUUAUCAAAUAAAAAGGGAUAUUCCUAUGGAUUUACUUUACCAAUUUUGGGUGAUAGAGAUUCUCCAAAUCUUACUUUCUUUACAAAAUCCGAAGAAUUACGUACAGCUUGGAUGAAAGCUGUAAUGGCUGCAUUGUCUAAUCUUUGUCCACCUGGAGCGAAAGACCGAGGUUACAACUUUGAAAUGUUCACAUUUAAACAACCUACUUAUUGUUGUAUCUGUAAUAAAUUAAUCACAGGAAUGUUCUUUCAAGGUUAUCGUUGUCGAGAAACAAAUCGAGCUGCACAUAAAAGUUGUCUUGCCAAUCAUAAUCUUCCACUGCGUGGUAUGGCUAAUCCACAUAUUAAUGGAGUUCCUCCAAGUGCCCCACCGCCAUUACCUCCACAGAUCAAUACAGUACGUAGUCGACGUUCUCAUGUAACGAUGGGAAGUGUGCCAUGUACACCUGGAAACAACUCAUUAUCUAAUUCAGAAUCAUUUGACUUCUCACAGUUAACUGAUACAUUAUCUUCUGUGAACCACUGGCUUGCAACUGAUCAUAACAAUCUGUCGAAUGUCACUUUACAACGUAACCGACGUAUAUCUUCAGGUUUACCUACAUCAAGUAUUCCUCCAGUGAAUCCAACUUUUGCUAUAGCACGAAAAGCAUAUGAUGGUGAUCCUCUCCCACCAUCAGGUAGUCAUCCUUUGAGAUUAUCAAUUGGAGAUCAAGUUGAAUUGAUCAAAUGGACUGAAGGCUCAUCAUGGUGGCAGGGUUAUUGUGAUGGGUCUGAAGGUUGGUUCCCUGCUAAUCUCGUUGAAAUGGUGGUGAAUAAUAAAAUGAAUAAACCAAGCAGUACAAGAUUUUCUCAUCAAGUAUCUUCAUCGUCUAGUUCUGAUCGAACACCAGUUUUUAAUAAUAAUAAUUCUUCGGUUCAGAAACCUUUCUUUUCACCAAAUGAAACGUCUCCAUCCAAUUUACCUUUAUGUACAAUAGCAAAUAAAACUUUAAAUAACAGUCUAUCGCCUAUCGUCGGUAAUAAUUAUAAUAAUAUUCCUAGUCCUCCUUGCUCAUCAUUAACAUCUCUUAUCCCAGUGAAUAUGAAUAUAAAUAAUUCAUAUCCUCCAUUAAUGUUUCGACGUUUGAAAAAGCGUAGUUUAUCAGCUUUGGAAAUUCCCGAAUUAUCUCAGUGUAUUGAUUUAGUUCCAUCAGUAUUGUCAACUACACAAACUGCAACAGUUAGUGCAACAGUCACCUCGAGAUUUGAAAAUUUUCCAACUGAUCUAAUGAUGGACCAUUCACAUUACUUUCUGUCGACUUUUCCCUGGUAUGUUGGUGAAAUGGACAGACUCGAAGCUGUUAAUUUAUUAAGUAAUUGUAUUGACGGUACAUUUCUUGUACGUCUGUCUAAAAGUGCUGAAAGAAUGGGAGAAUAUUCACUAUCUGUUGUAUACGGCCAUCCACGGCAUAUUCGUAUACAGCGUUUUUCAUCAUCUGAUAAUUCCUGUAUUACAUAUGGUCUUUGUGAAUUAGAACAAUUCCCAAAUAUACCGUGCGUAAUUGACAACUACUCCAAAGUGUCGUUAAAUCGGUGCUUCGAUGAAGUUGACAUCACAUUACUUUAUCCCUACCAGAAGUGUCCUUCAUCACCAUUGUUCUAUGUUCGUGCAAAUUUCGAUUUUCAUGAUACGUCUAAUAGUCGUUUCUUGAAUUUGAAAGGAGGUGAUCGAAUUGCUGUAGUUAGUCGUGCAGCUGAAGACAGAGGCUGGUGGAAGGGAUGGUUAAAUGGUCGUAUUGGAUUCUUCCCCAUGUCUUUUGUGACAAGAGAGCUAUCUGGAUGAUUAUACUGGAUUACUAUUUUAUUUUUGGAAAAUUUGUAUUCUUUUUUAAUCCACUUAUUUUGUGAACAUCUUUUUACCAAACCCACGUUUAUCCUGUCAGAAAUCUAUACAUACAACCCAGUGUAAACUGUGUAUUAACAGCGAUUUAAACAAUGAAUUUUUGAAUAAUUAUAACUUUCUUUUGUCACUAAUUUAUCGUAGUACCUAUUGGUUAUAUGUCUAUGUAGAAAGAGAGAGAUUUGUAUAAUAACCAUAAGAAAUGCAACUCAUACAUCUCUUAUUUUUAGCUAAGUAUGUUUUUUCCAUCAACACUAUAUCAUUAUAAUUACUGCUUAAUCGUUAGGUAGUUAGUCUGUUUGUUACCAUAUUAUCUGUACGCCUUAUUAUAAGUAUAGUCAUUUUUCGC